CUCCACUCCAAGUAAACAAAGAAAAUCCAAACACUUUGUAGGGGGCUUCCUAGGGGUGAACUAGCCGUCGAUUUCAGCAUCGCGACACUCAACGACAUGAAGCCAUAGCGAACCAAAGGACCUACGAGUACGACUACCAAAAUGCCACGCCUCAUCCGUCGAAAGCCGCUCCUCGAGCGCAUCAAGGAUUACCUCCAUCCAGGCGAUUUUCUCCUAUGGUUGUCGGAAGAGAUCGAAACCAGGGACUGGGACUCCAAAGCAUUUGCAGGUCCCUUCGCUUUGGGGUUACAUGUUGUCUUUCUUAUUUCUAGGGCCAAUUCGGGGGUGUCUAGUGGCUGGGGAGGCGACGAUGUGUUUGGGGAGGACUCUUCUGGCUCUGGCUGGCUGGCGUAUAUUGUAAGAACUCCUUACCGAUCAAACAGAGAAUCAUGCUAAUCUUUCGCCGCAGCUAAGUUUCUUCGUCUAUGUAUUGACGGCCUUUUCACUCCUGAAUGCCGCAUACACCUUCAACCGAACGAAGAACUACCGCCUAUUCGAAAGUGCCAUCGAAACUCCUCAGGACACUCCCUCGGCCCAUCGAGUUCGUGUCGAUUCGUCUCCAGCUUCCUCCUCACCCCUUCGAUUCCUUACAAGCAUACUUGGAGACACCACACCUGAAUCGAGGGCACACCCUGAUCCAACCCGGGAUGUUUGGGAGAUUUCGGUGUGGGAUCCAAUCCCAGUUUGCCUCCGUUUGUCUUGCUUGUUUAGCCCCGGCCAUGUCCUCGUUUACUGGUUGUUUUUGCCUACGCAUGUAUCGGAUCCAAGGCCAAGUAUGACAGUAUUUACUGCCAUCGUUUUGCAAUUCCUGUUGUCAUCACAAUUGCUUCUCCUGCAAAAUUCCUUCUCUCAGCAAGAAAAGGACUCCGCGAUUAUUCAGCGGGAGGUGUUGAGCGAAUACGAUAUCAAGUUCGUUCACCCACGAUUAAACCCAAUGAUGCGUGAUGUUGGGACCCAAUACGACGGACCUCUAGAGAGUGGCGAGGAGGACUACGGAGAUGUAGACACUUACACUCCAGCCGUCACAAUCAAGCGUGGCUUCCGACCAAAUCCCAAUCCAAACUAUGCCAAACACAUCGACCCAGACAACACGGAAAACUUCUCUCGACAAAGUCUGACUCCAACGCGACCAACCUACGCAUCUCCAACUGCUCCAUCUCCAUACACACCGUCUGCAUAUGGCUCACAGGAACCCGGUGUAUUCUCGAAUAUGACGCCCCGACAACCUCCGCUUCGACAGCCUCAAUUUAGACCGAAUAUGUCAAGUAAUAUGUCAAGGGGUGACGGUGGAAGUCUAGGAGCAUUCAGCCAUGCCCAAUCGCCACUUAGGAAAUCGACUAGCAUGCACAUUAUGGGAAGCACCCCAGCAGAGACACCCAGAAACUCCAUUGAGAUGGCAGCACGUGAGCAAGGCGAACACAAAAUGAUUCGCCCAAAGAAAAGACUAAGCGAUGCUCAUCGAGCAUUUCUUGGUCUCGAGCCAAAAAUGGGUACACCACAUGCUUCUUCUAUUGAUAAUGCUCUAUCCGGGCAGGGUGGCAGUAGUCCGUACAAGAGGUUUCCCUCUCGAUUCUAGAUUUCUUUACCUUGUUGGUGUUUUGUUGUUGUUUGUUUAGUUAUACCCCCUCGCUGCUAGAUUUGAAUUCAGAGGGAAAUGGAUGGGAUGAAUUAUUGAUGCAUGAAUGAUUGAUUGAUUCCAACCUUUGGAUUGUUCGUUUUCCUUUUUCAUGGUAGGUAUGUAGGAAUAAAAGUCAGGGUUCUCUGGUCUGAAGGUUCUUUUAAAUUUGUUUUUUUGCUUCUCAUGAUUUGCUUGUGGGCUUAUGGCGUUAUUAUUCUGUGUAUGAGCUGUUUCUUUUCUUUAGUGAAUUGACAUGCGAGUCGUGGGUUGCCUUGUUUUCUUUUGGGAUUUUGGGGUGUUUUUGGUGCUGGUUUUUCUUUUUUAAUUUUGACUUGGGUCACUUGGGUUAUCAUUCAUCUAUACUGCAUUUUCAUGUUUCAUGUCUUCGCUUGCUUCAUCCUUCAAUUCACUCUUCUUCAAUUCACCGGGAUUAUGAAUGGGGGUUCUUUGCUGGAUGAUGGCUUUUAAUCUCUCGUUUAUGGGGAUUCUUUAUCUUGACACGGAAUGUUCGGAUGAACAUCGCAACUUUUGAUGGAUCUCCUCCCCUUACCUUGGGCUUGGAAAUUGUCUGGGUUUCAAUUGAUGGAAUUGGGAAAUCGUGGUGUAGUGAUCUAAUUUUGGUUGGUCAUGAUGUCCUUUUAAUUUGAAUUCUUUUUGCUUUGCAAUUGUCUUCUGAAUUUCUACGAUGACCGGGUUUUGCGUGCUUACGGC
Molecule: messenger RNA, 2368 nt
Organism: Hymenoscyphus albidus
Lineage: Eukaryota; Fungi; Ascomycota; Leotiomycetes; Helotiales; Helotiaceae
Source: the annotation of a GenBank genome assembly